GCGGACUGACAGGGAAGUGCUCGGUAGAAAAUCAAAUAUUCUCCUAAUAUAUUCCUUCUAACUGAUAACAAGCGGGCGGUGUGUCGAUUUGUAGGCCGCGACGAGGCGGACGAGCUCAUUUCACUGACGACUUGAUACUUUUUUUGGAGGCCCGGGGGAAAGAACCAGUUAAGCUAACGAUACAUAGCCACCAUGUCGUGGGAAGAAAUGCCUUGUUUUCUGGCCUCGCCUCUGCGCAGUUCGCCUGCUCUCUGAUCCCAGUGGACAACAAAACAAGUCGACGUAACUUCGCACUCGGCUGUCAAUGUAGCUUAGAGUUAGCAUUAUAAAUUAAGUCAACACCAGUGGUUUAACACAGGCUUGCUAGCCGAGCCAUGGCGGACAGCUUCGGAAAGGAGUCCAGCGGCGGUGCCCUUGGCAUAGGCGUUACCGGACAAGGCGGCGGAGCUUCGCUACUGCCGACUUUGGCCAACUCUGUGCCGGGUGGACACUCUGUAGCCAGCGGUGCUCACUCCAGCUCCAACCUGGCCUCCCCUCCUCCCGCUGCGGCGGCGCAUAGUGGCCUUACCGCUUUCACAGCUACCACAGCCGGGUUUGGGAACACAUUCACCCCCGGCUCCUCUCCAUCGGUCGUGGCCGUGUCUCCGACCCUACACGCUUCCUCUCCUCUCACUGGUGUGGGGCUAGGGGUCGGCGGGGUGGCAGGAGCAGGCCUCCUGUCCCAGAUCCACGCCACUUCCUGGGACCCAACCCUCAGUACGGACUGGGACAACGAGAAGGCUUCCCAGCAGUGCAUCCUGAGGAUAAAGAGGGACAUCAUGUCCAUCUACAAGGAGCCUCCACCGGGCAUGUUUGUCGUCCCUGAUCCUCAAGACAUGACCAAGAUCCACGCUUUGAUCACAGGGCCGUUUGACACCCCGUACGAGGGGGGAUUCUUCCUCUUCCUGUUCCGCUGCCCCCCCGACUACCCCAUCCACCCCCCACGGGUCAAACUCAUCACCACCGGGCACAACACGGUCCGCUUCAACCCCAACUUUUACCGCAACGGCAAGGUCUGCCUUAGCAUCCUGGGGACAUGGACAGGUCCAGCAUGGAGUCCAGCUCAGAGUAUCUCAUCUGUCCUCAUCUCCAUCCAAUCUCUGAUGACGGAGAACCCCUAUCACAAUGAACCUGGCUUUGAGCAGGAGCGCCACCCAGGGGACAGUAAGAACUACAACGAGUGCAUCCGCCAUGAAACCAUGAGGGUGGCUGUGUGUGACAUGCUGGAGGGCAAAGUUCCUUGUCCUGAAGCUCUGUGGAGCGUGAUGGAAAAGUCCUUCCUAGAAUAUUAUGAUUUCUACGAGGGGGUCUGCAAAGAGAGACUGCAUCUGCAGGGACAGAACAUGCAGGACCCAUUUGGCGAGAAGCGUGGUCGUUUUGACUACCAGGGCCUCAUGGCUCGCCUCGGCGCCACUCACAGGCGAAUACGUGAGAAAAACCUGGCGGAGGACAACCACAACGAUGACGAUUCAGACUCAGACACCAGCUCCUCAGGGACGGACCCCGACAGCCAGGGCAGCUCCCAGCCCUGACUCCCUCCACGGUGCUGGACUCAAACCCCCGGUCCAAGAACUAAAUACAAAGGGACCUUUUUUGUUUUGUUUGCAGUGGAGGAACAACAUCACAGAAGAGAAUGUGAUGCCUAUGUUUCAGGGUUAAGGACUGAAUAAUAGCUUCUGUUGUAUGGCUGUUGCAGAGAGAGAUAGAAAAAAGAUUGUAGUGCUCUCUUGACAUUGACCAUACUGCAUUGAAAAUGAAAACCAUCCGCUAGUCAAAUGCUGGCAAAUUUGGCCUGUAGCGGUGCAUUUAUGCUACUUUUGUAGCUAACCAGCUAUCAUUUCGACAUCCUGCGUUAUUCUAAAACUGGAGGCGGCUGUCCAGAUGCCUGAUAGAUUUUAAGAUCAACCGGCCGUUAUUUGCGUGAAGAUCUAAAUGGUUAGUUUCAUAGCUUGAACCUUUGAAUGAGUAGGAAUGGACACAAGCACAUAAGGCAACAUUCUAAGGCAGUCGUUCCACACUGACCCACAAACCCAAAAAGAAAUCUAGUCUUUACAGCUCUAUAAAACAUUUUGUAUACCCUUUACUCAUGCAAAGUCUAUCUGGUGGAGAUCUACUGACUUGGGCUCUUAAGUCAAGGCAGGUUUGGACUAGACGAACAGACCAUUUACUGACUGAGUUAGGGCUGAAUUGGUUGGACCAGUGGAAGAUGACGGUGUCCAUCAAGGCAGCACUCUGCAGGCUCUCCUUCAAAGUAGCCUGGUGUACACGUUUGUAAUGGACCUUUUGCAGUAGAAGGUGGUUGUAGGAAGCGAUCAUUUGCAGAGGCUUCGCAAGUCACGUGCCUUGUCUCCUCUGGCCGAGGUAAAGCCACGCCACGGCUCUUUCAGACUGGACCUCAGCUGCCUCCACAGCCGGGCCGCAUAAAACAUCAGCAGCUCUAAAAACAAUGAUUCCUGUGUAUUAUAUGAAAAAAAAAAAAAAAAGAGUUCUGCUUAGCUUUCAGUUCCAAUAGUGCUGUUGACUUCACAGUAAAUCUGUUUACCAGAGAAGAAGCCGUUUAGGAAAAAUGUCACUUUCAUUGACAUCCAAACGUUUCACCCUCUCUGUUCUACUGUUUUCUCAUUGUGCUGAAAGGAAUGAUAAUUUGCAGUAUGUAGGACGCUUCAUUCAAUUCAGUUGUUGUUGGGGUUGUCGGCUCUAGUGAUUAACCAAUCAAGACACAAAUCAAACCAUCCUGUACUCUAGCUAGAUCCAGAUGGGCUAAUGGAGGCAAGACAAGAAGAACCUUCUAUAUAACUGUCCAUGUGUUCACACACUGCAGGUAGGGCAACUCUGUCACUUUGUACAGGCUAAAGGAGGGGACAACUAAAGACAUCAAUAUAAAGGUUUUUUUCUAAAAAAAAAAUCUAACACUUUGUAAACCCCUAACUAAUAGCAGUUAUUUCAUGUGCACCCUAACCCACCACUAGAUGUCAGGCUUGACACAGAUUUGGUUUUAGGGGGAAAUCAGGCACUUACUAGCCAACCUUUCUCAGCUGACACUUUAUUUCUAUCUAUGCAUGUGUUGUCAGCCAUCAUGACAAAGGAAACAAACAACAAACCUGUUAACAGAGUUGCUUGCAGUGUGAACACAGUCAGGGCCGUUUAGAAUCACAAAGGGACUUGUUUGACGAGAAGAGAAGGAAGCAGAGUUUUUCAAGUCUAUCUUAAUACAAUAUACAUACAUGGAAAGUUAUAUGUAGCUGUCAUCAUUUCUCUUAUCUAUACUGACUGUGAUAGACAAGUGAUACAUUGUGUCUCAACAAGAAAUUUUGUUCUGUGCAAAAAUCCAUCCUAGAGUUCAGCUUAAGGUAAUAUCUAAUUUUAAUUAUCUAAAGAUAAUAUCUUUUGUAUUGUGUUAAGAUAGACUUGUGGAAAGCAGAAUCCAUCUUUAAAUCCAAAUAGAUUUUUAUAGAAGCUUUCCAACGUGAUGAAAAGAGGUCAAACAAAGAAGAAAGAAGUUGCUGGUUGGUUGGUUGGUUGUGUUUGUUUUAUGUCCUGUCUGCCUUCCAUUGUCCUCCAGCGUCUGCUUUUAGCUCUCUACAGCUAUGUUGAUGUUAAGAGCAGUGUGCCUCUGACCUCUGGUCAGGUUAGACUCUGCUGAAGAUUAAAAUGGGAUUACUAAUAUAGGGCAUUCCUUUUUAUUUGUUUUAUUAUGUUAUAGAAUGGUUAUGAAAAGCAGCACCUAGCAGAAUAUAUGUGAUUGCCAAAAUGUUGAUUGCAACACGCUUCCUGAAAGUGGAAGUGAAGAAAUCAUAUCCCUGUUUGGUUGUGUUGUGUUGUGCUUAUAGCAGGGUUCUUCUGUGGCUCUAUAAAGUCUGGAUUACUGACAGAAAUGAUCAUUUCCAGGUCUUGAAAAAAUGUUGGUAUUGUACAGAAGUUCUGGAAAAGUACAGAAUAAAAUGUUGUUCAGUCCUGAUA
Molecule: messenger RNA, 3999 nt
Organism: Scomber scombrus (Atlantic mackerel)
Lineage: Eukaryota; Metazoa; Chordata; Actinopteri; Scombriformes; Scombridae
Gene: ube2z
Product: ubiquitin-conjugating enzyme E2Z
Exons: 7
Coding region: 375-1571 (398 amino acids)
Biological process (GO): negative regulation of apoptotic process
Cellular component (GO): nucleus
Molecular function (GO): cysteine-type endopeptidase inhibitor activity; ubiquitin conjugating enzyme activity
Source: RefSeq, a predicted model, not a curated record